Paramecium tetraurelia is the source of this 294-nucleotide messenger RNA. RefSeq lists its product as uncharacterized. The record is from RefSeq and is a predicted model, not a curated record. Lineage: Eukaryota; Ciliophora; Oligohymenophorea; Peniculida; Parameciidae. The transcript has a single exon.
AUGGAUUUAAUAAUAUUUUUAGGUAAAAGCAUUUCCAUUAAUUAGUAUUUAAGUCAUGAAUUAGAGGAGUAUGAAAGGUAUGGAAAAAAAUUCCUUAGAUUAAAACAGGAAAAGGAUUUUACUCAUGAUCAGUUUGCAAAGGUAGGUCAUUCAGUUGUUGUUUCAGAAACAACAUUUAUAUAGAGGUAUAAAGUGGAUGAUAUGGAUUAAUUAAUGUUAUGUGAUUGCCCUGGAUUUGCUGACACCAGAGGAGAUAUUUAUGAUUUGACUACUCUAAGUUAAAAAUUAAACUGA